Molecule: messenger RNA, 609 nt
Organism: Acanthosepion pharaonis
Lineage: Eukaryota; Metazoa; Mollusca; Cephalopoda; Sepiida; Sepiidae
Source: the annotation of a GenBank genome assembly
AUGUUCAUAUCUAUCUAUCUAUCUAUCUAUCUAUCUAUCUUCCAAAUCUGUUCAUCUAUCUAUCUAUCUAUCUAUCUAUCUAUAUAUCUAAAAAUCUAUCUAUCUAUCCAAAUCUUCUUUAUCUAUCUAUCUAUCUAUUUCUAUCUAUCUAUCUAUCUAUCUAUCUCAAUGUUUAUGUCUAUCUAUAUAUCUAAAAUGUUUCCUUAUCUAUCUAUCUAUCAUCUAUCUAUCUAUCUAUCUAUCUAUCUCUUCUAUCUGUUCAUAUCUAUCUAUCUAUCCAAAUGUUCUUUAUCUAUCUAUCUAUCUAUCUAUCUCAAUGUUUAUGUCUAUCUAUAUAUCAAAAUGUUCUUUCUAUCUAUCUAUCUAUCUAUCUAUUCAUAUCUAUCUAUCUAUCUAUCAUCUAUCUUCUAUCCAAAUUAUGUUCUUUAUAUCUAUCUAUCUAUCUAUCUAUCUGCAAUGCAAAAGUUUGAGGCAAUCCUGGGACGUUUGUUUCUCUUUCACAACAUCUCUCGCGCACUCUCUCAGUCUAUCUUUCACUCUCUCUCUCUCUUUCUCCCUCUCUCUCUCAUUCCCCCUCUCUCUGAACUGAAACCUUUUAAGAGAAUUUAG